This is a messenger RNA of Penicillium odoratum, 888 nucleotides long. RefSeq names its product putative monosaccharide-P-dolichol utilization protein. NCBI's taxonomy places the organism in Eukaryota, Fungi, Ascomycota, Eurotiomycetes, Eurotiales, Aspergillaceae. The record is from RefSeq and is a predicted model, not a curated record. The coding region runs from base 1 to 888 and encodes 295 amino acids. The transcript is spliced from 2 exons.
AUGGAUGCCUCUAGCCUCCAGACCAAAUUGGAACCUCUCCUGGAACACCUCCGCCCGAUUAUCGCACUGGUCCCUGAACCCAUCCACGAUGCUAUCAUCUCGCUGAUCGGCGCAGAGUGCCACCGCACACUUCUCCUCGAUCUCGAUCUCUUCAACAACCCGGCCUGCACAUCCCUCGCCAUUUCCAAGGCACUCGGUCUGGCAAUCGUCGGUGCCAGCGCUGUGGUCAAGCUUCCCCAGAUCCUGAAGCUUAUUAACUCGCGCUCCUCCGCCGGUGUCUCCUUUGUCUCGUACGCCCUAGAAACCGCCAGUCUACUCAUCACCCUCUCCUACGGUGUGCGUAACCAGUUCCCCUUCACCACAUACGGCGAGUCGGCUCUCAUCGCCAUUCAGGAUGUCGCUGUUGGUGUCCUGGUCCUGACUUUCGCCGGCCGAUCGGCCGCUGCCGCUGCCUUUGUCGCUGUUGUCGCGGCUAGUGUUUACGCGCUGCUUUUCGAUCAGACUAUUGUUGAUGCGCAGACUAUGUCGUACCUGCAGGCUGGUGCGGGUGCUUUAAGUGUCGCCAGUAAGGCGCCUCAGAUUUAUACUAUCUGGCGUGAGGGUGGAACUGGACAGCUGAGCGCGUUCGCGAUCUUCAAUUAUCUCGUCGGUUCCCUAUCCCGCAUCUUCACCACUCUUCAAGAAGUCGACGACAAGUUGAUUCUCUACGGAUUCAUCUCGGGCUUCGCUCUCAACGUGAUCCUCGCUGCCCAGAUGGUCUACUACUGGGACAGCCCAGCGCCCAAGCAAAAGGCAUCACGCAAGUCCGCAGAGAAGCCCAUCUCAGGCCACAGCACCGCAGUGCCCAAGCCGAACUCGAAGUCACCCACAACCCGACGACGAGGCUAG